This is a messenger RNA of Arabidopsis lyrata subsp. lyrata, 916 nucleotides long. RefSeq lists its product as uncharacterized. The record is from RefSeq and is a predicted model, not a curated record. Lineage: Eukaryota; Viridiplantae; Streptophyta; Magnoliopsida; Brassicales; Brassicaceae. The transcript has 4 exons. Bases 59 to 667 code for a protein of 202 amino acids.
GCGAGUUAUUUUUGUUUGUACGGAGACGGCGAAACACGAAGAAGAAGAAACAGCAAAAAUGGCUUCUCAGAGUUCUUCACUAUUUCUGGUCACCUUCUUCAUCUUCAUCUACGCUUCUUCAAUUUCAUCCUCUCUUCUCGCCAGAGCACAUGAACAUGACGGAGAUGAAGAGAUCAGAAGCGUUGGACGGAGAUUACUUCUAAGUUUCAAAGAAACUCCAAAAGGAAGUAAUAUCACCUUCGCUUGUUCUCCUUCAGGUCCUUGUGUUUCUUGCAAUUCCUCCGAAAAGAGAAAAGAGAAGUAUCGUUGUAGUGAAACUGGUUAUCGUAUUCCAUUUAAAUGUAAAGAGAUGAGAGAAGAAGUGGAUCCACACAAGAAAAAUGGAGAAGAAGAAACAAAAAAUGAUCAAUCGAACAAUGACGAAGAGGCAAAAACAAGGAAUCUGUUGGAUGAUUCACCGGCAACGAAAGUGAAGUCUCAGUCUUACAAAACUUAUCGAAGCUGUGUGCCUUCUGCAGAUGAAGAGAAGUUAUCAGUUCUUGGUUUUGAGUCGAUUAUGCUAGGACUGUUUUUUAUAAGCGGAGCUGCUAUAUACAUCAGAAAGAGACAGACAGUACCGAUGUUUGGGGUGUCAAGUGGAAGAUCAAAAAGCAAUUCUCGGUUUUAAAAGAACCCUUUCUCGGUAUGUAAAGCUUUCAUCUACUCACUCAGAAACAGAUUUAACACUUGCCAUUGUCUGUUGAAAAGACGAGAAUAUGCUUGAGUGUAUAGAAUAGCUUUAGGGGCUUUCAUAUAAUUGGGUGGGACUACUUGUUUCAUAUUUGACAAACAUCUUUGUCUUGAUAGUAUAAAUUUGCUUACCGUCUUUAGAGAAAACAUAUCGAUUACAAUGAAAUGAGGUCCUCACUUACCUUUA